Carassius auratus (goldfish) is the source of this 4791-nucleotide messenger RNA. RefSeq names its product runt-related transcription factor 2-like. Bases 728 to 1477 code for a protein of 249 amino acids. Gene Ontology annotation, biological process: ossification; neuron differentiation; regulation of transcription by RNA polymerase II. The record is from RefSeq and is a predicted model, not a curated record. Lineage: Eukaryota; Metazoa; Chordata; Actinopteri; Cypriniformes; Cyprinidae. Gene Ontology annotation, molecular function: ATP binding; DNA-binding transcription factor activity, RNA polymerase II-specific; RNA polymerase II cis-regulatory region sequence-specific DNA binding. Gene Ontology annotation, cellular component: nucleus. The transcript has 3 exons.
UUUGCCCCAGAAAAACAAUCAUAUGACUCCAAACGACACAUUUAAAGUGCUUUUUUAUGCUACUUUCCCAUUCGCUUUCAUUGCAUAGAAAGAACAGCAUGAACAUUCUGCGUAACAUCUGCUUUUGUGUUGCUCUGAAGAAACAACAGCUUUGCAACAACACAAGAGUGUGCAAAUGAUGCCAAAAUGUUCUUUAUUUGGCGACUAUCCCUUUAAAAAGAGUGAAAUUUGCCUAAAAAGGACAUAAUUUAUUUAUUCUAAUGUCAUUGUAAGAAAUGAUGCUCAUAUGACUUUUCUGCUGUAUUUGCAAGUGUUCUGAGACCAUACAAUAGAUUUGUGUUAUUCUUUAAUAUAAUUUGCCCAACAAAACAAUCAUGUGAUUCCAAAAGACACAUUUAAAGUGCUUUUUUAUGCUACUUUCCCAUUCGCUUUCACUGCAUAGAAAGAGCAGCUUGAACAUUUAGCAUAAUGUCUCUUUUUGAGUUUCUCAGAAGAAAGAUAAAACACAGGUUUGCAACAAGACGAGGGUGUGCAAAUGAUGCCAGGAUGUUCAUUUUUGAGUGAACUAUAUCCCUUGAAAGCUGGUCAGAAUCGAGCAGUAGGUGUAUUAACUGCAAUUUCUGUCUAAUGUUGUUCGGUAGGACACAGACAGAAACUGGAAGACCCCCCUAAACCGCCGCUGUUCUCCGAGCGCCUGAGCGAGUUAGAGCGUUUGCGCCAGACCACCAUGAGAGUUGCCGUGCAAACCCAGAGUCCCCGGCCGUCUCUCAACGCCACGCCGAACUCCUUCAACCCGCAGGGGCAAACUCAGAUCUCAGAUCCGCGGCAGACGCAGUCCUCUCCGCCCUGGUCCUACGAGCAGCCCUACACUCCUUACCUGAGCCAAAUGACAUCUCCAUCCAUCCACUCCACCACCCCGCUGUCCUCCACCCGCGCCACGGGCCUGCCCUCCAUCAGCGACGUGCCAAGACGCCUCUCAGGUGCGUCGGAUCUCAGUCCGUUCUCGGCCGACCCACGGCAGUUUGAACGUCAAUUUCCCGGUCUGUCCUCCCUCACAGACUCCCGUUUCCCCAAUCCCAGAAUGCACUAUCCUGGGACGUUCACAUAUACUCCUACACCGGUCACCUCGGGAAUGUCUCUGGGCAUGUCCACCCCCAGCCAUUACCACACCUACCUGCCUCCGCCGUACCCCGGAUCCACCCAGAACCAAAGCGGCCCGUUCCAGACCAGCAGCACGCCGUACCUUUACUACGGCGCCUCGUCCGGGUCGUACCAGUUCUCUAUGGUGCCAGGUGGAGAUCGAUCCCCCUCCAGGAUGCUGCCGCCUUGCACUAGCGCAUCCACCGGCAGCACCCUCAUCAACCCCAACCUGCCCAAUCAGACGGACGGAGGCGAUGCGGACGGCAGCCACAGCAGCUCGCCAACCGUUCUCAACUCCAGCGGCAGGAUGGACGAGUCCGUUUGGAGACCAUAUUGAAACGGUCUGCUCGAACGAGACCUCAACGCAGCACUGUUAGCCUUAAAGACAAGGAGCGAGAGAUAGUUGCAUGAAAAAAUCAUCAGAUUUGAAGCACAGAGUCAUUGGUACUCCUUGGUACUCAUUGGUACAAAAGUACAAUAUUGAAUGGUAGCAGUGUAUUUUUAUGACUACACUGAUGUUUUUUAAUUCUAUAAAACAGAUGCCCCUUAAAGGGAAUGAUUUACUGCAUUAAGGUGUAAUGUGAACGCACCUUUAAUCGAAUUCAUCUGACAUUCCACCAUUGAUAUAACAUUGAAUUUAAAGGAAUAGUUCAGCCAGGAACUAAAAUAUACUCUCCUUCAUGUCGUUCCGAAUUUGUAUGACUUCCAUUCUUCUGGAGAACACAUAAGGAGAUGUUUAGCACAAUGUUGAUGCUGCGCAUUUGAAUACAACGAAAGCAUACGGUCACUGUCGAGCUCUGAAAUCCUCCUUAAGAUGGAUCUUUAAACUCCAAAAAGCACCAAAAAAGUGGUCCAUAUGACUUGUGCGCUAGGUCUUCUUAAGCCAUUCAAUAGCUGUGUGUAAUUAACAGAACUAUGUUAAAGAGUAAACGAUCCCAGAACGUUCUUCCCUUUUUCUGUCCUAGAGUAAACUUUCAUUGCAAUAGGAAUGCAUCCACACUAUUGGCGCAGAAUAUUUUUAUAUUAACUCUGUAUAAUUUAGCAUUUCUUAACACUGAAAGCAAUUGUUGUUGUUGUUGUUUUUAUUUAUGCAUGCUGGAAGUCUAUUUUCUGGCUAAUUCCCUCUGAUUAUUUUAAUUUAUGUAUGAAAUGGUAGCAAACGGUACUGAUUCGAGAAGCAAUAUAAGCCAUAUAAACCUUAAAUUAUGCAAUGUGUUGAGAGGGACAAAAUUUAAGAUGUUUGAAUAUUAUUUUUUGGAACAUCUAUUAAUAACUUAAUGAAAUAUUUACUCAUUUUGUAAUUUAAAUGUUUUGUUAUUAUUAUUGUUAUUUUAAAGCAACCAAAAAGAAACUCAAAUGAUGUGUAAGCAAUGAAGGAAGGAUAUUUCAUUGUAACAAUUAAACAUUUGUGGAUUUUUCUCAGUCGGAAGCAUUCAGAAAUGUUUUAGACGGAGUAAAUCUGAGUAGGUAACAUCUAUAACACAAACAAUCAAUAAAUGUACAAAGAUAUGUUACGAGAGGUGACGUGCUGCACUCUCCACUUGUUUGACUUUGGUAUCCAAUGCUUAUUUAGUUAAUUUAUUUUAGAUAAAUGUUUUAUUUAAUGUUUUUUGGUGACUACAAGAUUGACCAAACUCUCGCAGCAGUGGCCUAACUCUUUGCAUCUCCAGAUACAGACAUGAUCAAAUCUCAUGCAUGCACUUGCAAUAAUAAAACGAGCAGUUUCUGUCUCUUGUGCAGAUAUAAAAUCAUUACUAUCAUCAGCCUUUUGUUCUAUAACUGGAUGGUUUACUGCACUUUGUAGGUUAGUUAAACACUAUGCAAACAAUCAAACUCAGAAAUGUCUCUUUGCUGUGUGCUAAUGCUAUUGAGGUACAAUAUAUAUUCAGUAUACUUUGAUAUUUCUGGCAUGUUAGACAACAGAAUCUUGCCUGCAACACUAUCGAUUAUACUGAACGGACAAUCAAAUUGAGCCUAAAUUAAACAAUGGAUGCUUACCAGAAAAGUUCAUCAUCUCUAUUUCUAGAUUUUAUUUAUUGGUCAACAAACCAUAAUGAGUUGGGAUGAAAUUAUCACUGGCAGGGAACUCCUGCCAAAUAGGUUACACAUUUUAAAACAGUUAUAUUUGUAAUAAUGCAAUUUCUUUACACUUUGUAGUUGUGGUCUUUGAAGGUUAAUGCAUAUGUUUCUGGAUUCAACAACAAGUGGUACUUGAGACAAUGUUUGUCCAAAUGUAAGUUAAUAGGCUGCUGGCAGCGCCCUUAAACAAAUUGUCUUUUUAUUUCUAUUUCUGUGUGGAACAAAGCACUUCUUUUUAAAAGCCUAAAUGCCAGAUACAAAGUCACCUUUAUUUAUUUAUAAAGAACAAAAAGGAAUGUCUGUGUUAUAUUUUACUCAAGAAGUUACAUUUGCAUGAAGAAAACGAAUCCCAUUUCCUAAAUCCUGUUUUGUAUUUCAAUGCAUUAAAUAAAAUAAAUUAGCAUCAAUAAAAUUCAGUCCAAUGGCAUAUAAAUACUUUUUGAUGAAUAAAAAUAAGCAUUUUUCCCACCUUAACAGUGAUUCAUAAUUAUGAUUGCAAUGCAGAAAGUCUUAAACGUGGCUCUAAACUUCAUGCAAAAUGCACAUGUGAUAAGAUUUAACCCGGACAUGCUCUUUUUUUGGAGAUUUGCCCAAAAACUAGCAAUCUGAACUGCAUCUUUAAUUGGGGUCAAAGUUCAAGGCAGGUUGUGUUUAUUUCAAAUCUGCAGAAACAACUAAAUUGAGUGUUUGUAAGUCCUCUAAUUUCUUCUGUACAGUAUUAAAAUCCAUUUCUUUAAGUACAAAAACACUUACACUGCUGUUUUUAACCGCCCUACUAUAUAUAUCUAGUCUUUUCUUUUACCGUGGUGUCUUCUGGUCGUGAGGAGAGCGUUUAUGUUUACAGAAUGUUUACAAAAAGCUGCAAGCAGGUAACUGCAAAUGUAAAGAACCUCUGCACUGUUAACAUUGUAUGAAUCCGUGUUUAAUUGCUUCAAUAUGCCUGAUAACACGAGAACAACAUUGGUCUGUCUUAAUCAAACAGGUCACAGGGCCAAAUAUUUAUAUGCUUUUGGGCUAUGGAUUAUGUUUUUCAUUUACCCUUUUUUAUGUAGUACCUUUGCAAGAGUCGUUCUACAGCAGAGAUUCUAUACAUUAAAAAAAAGCAUUGAGAUUUCAUUUGCAUACAGUACGUUCUGUCACUAUCACAGACAUACAGAGUUUUGGGCUUCUCCUUAGAAUAUCUAUUUGCAAAUUUAAUUUACAUUGCCAGUACGCAAGGUCAAAUUAACACAUGAAGAAAACCAAAUGCUGCGCUCCAUUAUAGUUGUUUCUGUACUUUUAACUGAAGUGUUUUGUAUUCGAAACCCUGGUUUAGAAAUAUGCAUCUUGAUUCAUCACAAUGCUUGUGUUGUAAACAACGGGAGAAUGCAUUAUCUCAUGUGUCGAGCAUUACUUCCUUGCACAUACUGUACAGAUGUUUCAAUUUCGACAAUCUUUCGUCCUGUUUCAACCAUAGUUUGUGAAUCUUUAACCUGUUUGUAUGGGACUAACGAUCCAGUAAAGAUGUGUGAGCGUUUCUGACGAUUGUAUCAUUUGUCUUUAAGAAUAAAAAUGGCUUUUUGUUAUAACUCA